GCGACAGCAGCAGUUCGCUGCAGUCCAAUCGGACACUGUGGAAGAAGUGGUUCAUCGUCGACGACGCACCAACACUAGCCAUCAACCAUCUUUUCACCAUGUCUCAGGGCAACACAGCAACACGGGACUGGCUCACGGAAUGGCAGAAGAUCGCGGCACUGCCCGAUAUGGACUUACCGUUCACGCAUCUACGCCGUGAGUUCUACAACAGGUCAUGUGCUGCACUGAGCCAGAGACUUGGUGAUCGCGAGCAAUACACCACCUUUGCUGAGAUCAUUGAUAAGSCAAGGGAGAUCAUCAAGACCAACAGGUCGGCUGCACACAAGAAGUCAACGUGGCAGCCAACCUAUGUGGAGAAGGUGAGAACUGGUCUGCGACAGCAGCAGUUCGCUGCAGUCCAAUCGGACACUGUGGAAGACCCAGCAGCCACCCAAGCGUCACGUGAGGGAGAUCAGGUGGCUGUUGUCCAGCCGCGAAGCAACAACAAACCUCGAGUGAACGGGAAGGCGAAAUCAGCAUCGCCGACCGGAAAUGGACAGCCAGCACCACCAUGGGUCAAGUUCGGUUUGACCGAGGCCGAGUACAAGUACCGCGGCCGUUACGGCUGCUGCUACUGGUGCAAAAGCACCAAGCACAAGACCUCCCUUUGCCAGGAUCAGGCCAAGGAGGAUGUGCGGCCUCUACCGACUCCGUUGAUGGACGCCGGAGUAGAGGUUGUCGACCUUCACGCCUACAUUGCGAAGAUCGACCGCGAGUUCAAGACGCAACAGUACGACGACAUCGACGCACCAUUGCUAUAUGUACGCAUUCAGAUAGGAGAGGCGACCUGCAGCGCUUUGAUCGAUUGCGGAGCAUCUCGCAACUACAUGAGUCAGGACUUCAUGACGAUCAGAAACGCCGGCCCUCUCCCACGCAUCGACGAUCUUCUCGAGCGACUGGGCGGCGCCAAGUUCUUCUCCAAGCUGGACCUCAAGUCGGGAUAUCACCAACUCGAGAUUCGGAAGGGGGAUCGCUACAAGACCGCGUUUAAGACGCGAUAUGGGCAUUUCGAAUGGCUGGUCAUGCCAUUUGACCUUACGAAUGCCCCGGCCACUUUCCAAGCGGCUAUGACAACGGAGUUCCAACACAUGCUGGAUCGUUACGUACUUAUCUACCUCGACGACAUCCUGGUGUACAACCGGAGUUUGGAGGAGCAUGUGGAACACCUGCGCACCGUUUUGGAGUGGCUACGCCAAACCAAGUACAAAGCCAACCGUGACAAGUGCAAAUUUGCGCGGCAGGAGUUGGAGUACUUGGGACAUUAUGUGACGCCGCAAGGCAUCCGUCCGCUUGCGGGCAAGAUCGAGGCCCUACGAGUAUGGCCCGAGCCCACCAACACCACGGACGUUCGUUCAUUCAUGGGAUUGGCGGGCUACUAUCAGCAAUUCAUCACCGGAUACUCAAGGAUUGCUGCACCUAUGACGCAAUUACAAUCGCCAAAGGUGCCAUUCGUAUUCGAUGACGACGCAUGCUGGUCAUUCCAAGCACUUAAGACGGCCAUGCUCAUGACACCCGUCCUUAGCAUCUAUGACCCCACCCUGCCGACGAGAGUGACUACGGACGCUUCCGACUAUGGCAUUGGGGCAGUCUUGGAACAGCACGACGGCGACGAUUGACACCCUGUGGAGUAUUUCAGCCACAAAAUGUCUCCCAUCAUUGUCGACGCAGCAAACCCCGC
This is a messenger RNA of Chara braunii, 1717 nucleotides long. NCBI's taxonomy places the organism in Eukaryota, Viridiplantae, Streptophyta, Charophyceae, Charales, Characeae. The record is from the annotation of a GenBank genome assembly.